Messenger RNA from Lycium ferocissimum, 339 nucleotides. RefSeq lists its product as uncharacterized. The record is from RefSeq and is a predicted model, not a curated record. NCBI's taxonomy places the organism in Eukaryota, Viridiplantae, Streptophyta, Magnoliopsida, Solanales, Solanaceae. The coding region runs from base 1 to 339 and encodes 112 amino acids. The transcript has a single exon.
AUGCAAGAAGUCGUCAAGAAAGAAAUCAUCAAGUGGUUAGAUGCUAGAGUGGUUUACCCUAUUGCUGACAGUAAAUGGGUGAGCCCAGUUCAAUGUAUUUCGAAAAAGGGCGGCAUCACAGUGGUGCCUAAUGCAAAGAAUGAGUUGAUUCCGACUAAUACUGUGACGGGUUGGAGAGUUUGCAUGGACUAUCGCAAGCUUAAAACUGCUACUUGCAAGGAUCACUUUCUUAUGCCUUUUAUUGAUCAAAUGCUUAAUCGGCUUGCGGGACGGUCUUACUAUUUCUUUCUUGUCGGGUCUUCGGGCUACAGUCAGAUCAACAUCGCCCUUGAGGAUUAG